GGUUGACGACCUGGUGUUUGCUGUCCUCGAUGAAGAUUGAGAGGCGGCAUGGGCUGAUGGUUUCGAGGUGGGUGUCUUCAUUGACGUCAAGCAGCUGCCAGUCCUCCGCAGCUCAAAAGUAUCCGAAUUCAAUCUCUAUGUCCUUCUCUUCGUCUUGUUCGUGACUGAAUUAACGAGAAUCUGAUGCAUGCAACCGACGGGCAUCUCUCUCUCCAACGAUUCAUACCUGAUCUCUUUCUGGGGCUCCACCUCCAAGCCAGCAUCGACGGGACCAACUCCCACAUUGAGCCCCACUCUGAAGGCUCCCCUGUCAUACUCCUUCUCAGCUCUCUUGAGCUGCUUCUUAACCUUCUGUAUAUCGCCCACAGGUACAAGCUUCACCUGACAGAAGGCACGCCCACUGUCCCAGCGGAACGGUUACCCCCGGCUUCGCUUACCGAUGCGGCGCUGUUGGUCUUGUUGAGGAUGCGGAGCGCGGAUUUUCUGGCGAUUGGCGUGUCCGAAGCCAUUUCGA
This is a messenger RNA of Vitrella brassicaformis, 514 nucleotides long. The record is from the annotation of a GenBank genome assembly. NCBI's taxonomy places the organism in Eukaryota, Vitrellaceae.